Setaria italica (foxtail millet) is the source of this 846-nucleotide messenger RNA. Its product is annotated as non-specific lipid-transfer protein-like protein At2g13820. The record is from RefSeq and is a predicted model, not a curated record. Bases 132 to 665 code for a protein of 177 amino acids. NCBI's taxonomy places the organism in Eukaryota, Viridiplantae, Streptophyta, Magnoliopsida, Poales, Poaceae. The transcript is spliced from 3 exons. Gene Ontology annotation, molecular function: lipid binding. Gene Ontology annotation, biological process: lipid transport.
AACACAAAUCCAAAGAGCACAAGCACACAGCGAUCACUAACCAAGCAAUUAGCAGCUUCACCACCAAAUCCAAGAACUCAAGAGGCAUCUCUGCCCUCGUGUUAGUUAGCGGAGCGACCGAGGAGAGAGAAAUGGCGGCAAGAGCAGGAGCGUUAUUGCUCGUGGCUGCCGUGGCGGCGGCGCUGGUGGCGUCGUCGUCGGCGCAGUCGUCCGGGUGCACGACGACGCUGAUCAGCCUGUACCCGUGCCUCAACUACAUCAGCGGCAACGUGUCGGCGCCGCCGUCGUCGUGCUGCUCGCAGCUCGCCAGCGUCGUGCAGUCCAACCCGCAGUGCCUCUGCGCCGCGCUCAGCGGCGACUCGUCGUCCCUCGGCGGCGUCACCAUCGACAAGACGCGCGCGCUCGCGCUCCCCCAGGCCUGCAACGUCAAGACCCCGCCGGCGAGCAAGUGCAACUCUGCCGGCGGUGGCAACUCUCCGGGCGCCGCGACGCCGACCACGCCGUCGUCCGGCGGCGUGCCAGCGAGCGCAGCUGGUGCAGGAACCGGCGGCGGAUCGAAGGCGACGCCGACGUCGCCGUACCUGACGACAUCCGGCGGCGCGUCGAUCCGGGGGGCGGUGAGCCUGGCGCUCGCGUUCGCGGCUGUCGCCAUCUAUGCCGUCUGAGCAUCUCGGCUCAGCGAGCCCCUGUUGCCCUCGGCGUUUGGAGAUUCACUGCCGUUCAGGAUGUGUUGCGUCAUUGUACCGUGAAUUGGUUGAUCAUUGCAUUGAGUUUUGGGCGUCGCAUUUGUACUAUUGCUUGUAUCUGGUUAUCGCAAUAAAGAAUAUCCUUGUUGGUUCUGUUUCA